AUUAAAGUUUGAAUUUAGAUGAAAGAUAAUUUGACUCCCAAAAGAGAAGUCUCCUUUCAUCAAGAGCGCUACCAAGGACUCUUGCUAUCUUUUCUUUUAACACCAUCCAUUCUACCAACAAAUUGUGCAGCCAUGGAAAUGAAAGAGAGCUAUUCAAUUCUGAUACUUCAUGUGCUAUUUCUAUGCCUUAGUCUCAACACCAAUCUCUCCAUCGGAGGGGACACCAUUUCUUGGAAUGAAUCUCUUUCUUUUGGCCAAAUAAUUGUCUCUUCAGGUGGGAUCUUUGAGCUUGGUUUCUUCAGACCUGGUAACUCUGCCAAAUAUUACAUAGGCAUAUGGUACAAGAACGUUAUUUUAUCGCAAACUGUAGUUUGGGUAGCAAAUAGGGAUAAACCACUUGAUUAUGGUGCUGCCAAUUUGACAAUUGUUCAAGGCAACCUGGUGCUUCUCGAUAGACUUCAAGGCUUAGUUUGGUCAACAAAUAUUGCGAGGAGUAUUACUUCAAAUAAUUCAGUCAUAGCAGUUCUUCAUGACGAUGGAAAUUUGAUUUUGAGUGAUAUGCCAAAUUCAUCAACACCCUUACAACUUUGGCAAAGUUUUGACUACCCAACGCACACAUUUUUGCCUGGUGCUAAGCUUGGAUAUGACAAACGUACACAAAGAAAACAGGAACUGAUUUCAUGGAAGAAUAUGAACGAUCCGGCACCAGGAUUGUAUUAUGUGGAACUGGACCCGAAGCAUGUUCAAUUUGUUAUAAAAUGGAAUAGGACUACAGAGUAUUGGGCAAGUGGUUCAUGGAAUGGCCAAAGAUUCAGCUUAGUGCCUGAAAUGGGGUUAAACUACAUGUUUAAUUUCAGCUACACCGAUAAUGAGAAUGAGUCAUAUUUUACAUAUUCCAUUUAUGCUGGUCGUGCAAUUGCGUCAAGAAUGAUAAUGGAUGACUCAGGACAAAUUAAGCAACUAACAUGGUUUGAUACUUCAAUUCCUUGGAAUCUAUACUGGAGUCAACCAAGAGAAAAAUGUGAUGUUUAUGCCAAUUGUGGGGUGUUCGGAGUUUGCGAUAAUGCUAAUGCAUCCUGCAAUUGCUUGAGCGGCUUCAAGCCAAGAUCAGAUACAGAAUGGAAUUCAAAUGAUUAUUCAAGUGGUUGUGUAAGAGACCAAAAGGAGCAGUGUAAUGAAAUUACUAAAGACCAUGAUAGUUUUUGGAUGGAUUCAAUCAUGAGACCACCAGCUCCUCCAGAUACUAAUAUCACUGUUAGGGAAGCCUCACAGUGUAGAUCUACUUGUUUUAACAAUUGCGCUUGCACUGCUUAUACUUAUGAUGGUUCUGAUACCUGUUCAAUUUGGACCGACGAUCUGUUCAAUCUACAACAACUCAGCAAAAGUGAAACAGAAAGGACUAUCUUUGUCAAACGUGGCUCACCUGCAGCUCAACCUAAAGCUACGAUAUCGAUGAAGCUAAAAGCUAUACUUUCAUCCAUAAUAGUUUUUAUGGCUCUACUCAUAGGCAGCUUUACCUACAUUUACUAUAGAAGAAGAAUGGAAAAAAGAGAAGAUAGCAGAGGAGGUACCCAAGGGGCACAAAUAUCUCACUGGCAUAAGGUUGAAGGAGAAGCAAAAGUAUUGAUGAAUGAAAACGGUGAUGAAGUUAUUGAUGUUCCAUACUUUCACUUGGAGACUAUUUUGGCAGCUACAGACAACUUCUCAAAUGCAAAUAAGCUUGGACAAGGAGGAUUUGGUCCUGUUUACAAGGGUAUCUUUCCAAGCAAAAAAGAAAUUGCAGUGAAAAGGUUAUCCAGCCAUUCAGGACAAGGCAUAGAUGAAUUUAAGAAUGAAGUAAGUCUUAUUGCAAAGCUUCAACAUCGAAAUCUAGUGAGGCUAUUGGGCUAUUGCAUCAAUGCAACAGAACAAAUAUUACUUUAUGAAUAUAUGCCGAAUAAAAGUUUAGAUACAUUCAUAUUUGAUGGAACACUUUGUCAAUUAUUGGAUUGGAAGAAACGUUAUGACAUCAUAUUGGGCAUUGCACGGGGUCUUGCUUAUCUUCACCAUGAUUCACGACUAAGGAUUAUUCAUAGAGAUUUGAAAACCAGUAACAUUUUAUUAGAUGAGGAGAUGAAUUCGAAAAUUUCAGAUUUUGGCUUGGCGAGGAUUGUUGAAGGAAAAGUAACAGAAGCAAAGACGAAUAAAGUAGUGGGAACCUAUGGCUAUAUGUCUCCUGAAUAUGCAUUGGACGGAUUGUUUUCUAUCAAGUCAGAUGUAUUCAGUUUUGGAGUAGUCGUACUUGAGAUAAUCAGUGGAAGAAGGAAUACAGGAUUUUACCUAUCAGAAGAAGCCUUAAACUUGUUGGGCUAUGUAAGUGAAGAAACUUCCUAUGAGUUAAUAUUAUAUCUUUUUGUUAGCUUUGAUUCUCAGAUAGCAAAAUUAUCACAGGCAUGGAAAUUGUGGACAGAAGAAGCUGAGAUACAAUUAAUAGAGAAGUCAUUACUUGAAUCAUGCAACAGGAGUGAAGCAAUAAAGUGCAUAAAUGUUGCGCUCCUGGGUGUACAAGAAGAUCCAAAUGAGCGUCCUAACAUGUCAGAUGUUAUUUUAAUGCUGGGAGGGGAAGGUAAUAAUCUUCCGCAACCUAAUAGACCAGCUUUUGUAAUAAGGAAGUACACUUCUAGAAAAUCAUCUUCUUCCUCUAGUAAGCAAUACAUCUCAUCCAACAAUCAGGUUACAAUUACAGUCGAAGAAGGACGCUAGCAGGAAUUGUCAAGCCAUCUAAAGAUGAGCCAAAUUGUACUGUUUUAUCCUAGUUAACUUCUACUUUGGUGCUUGGUCAAUGUUCGCUUCUCUAUAAUAGUAAGGACACAAUGUUGGGAAAAUUUCAAGUGUUUGUGCUCAACAUAUAUUUUUACUUUAGAAUGUAGUAAACCUUAGCAAUCAAGUACUGGAGUAAUUAGAUUACUCUAGUUGCCUUCAUUUGUGUACCACACUCCAAUUCUUAUGAGUAAUGUAAUUUUUCUUUAUUACUCAAAAUGUAACUGCCCAACCACCUCCACCCAUAGAGAGAAAAGUUUGUCCAAAUUUGUAUAGGUAAAAGCAUUGAGGAAAGAAACAAAUAAUUAAGGAGUUGCAAUUGAAGAACAAAACUACAAUAAAAAAGGCUGAAGUAGUCAUCAACAGUGUGAUUGGAAUGCAUGCCUGCUGGUUUCUUUGUGGUGAUGCGUUAGUUGUCCAGAGGCAAUAUAACACAAACCAUGGCAGGGUCCGUUUAAUCAAAUUUGAGUGGAGGAAAUUUGAUAAAUAAAGUUUUCACUCAUCCCUGUUUGUUGAAGACAGACAGCUUUGAAACUUCUCUACUUUUCUUUGU
Lycium barbarum (goji berry) is the source of this 3352-nucleotide messenger RNA. Its product is annotated as G-type lectin S-receptor-like serine/threonine-protein kinase At4g03230. Lineage: Eukaryota; Viridiplantae; Streptophyta; Magnoliopsida; Solanales; Solanaceae. The transcript has 6 exons. The record is from RefSeq and is a predicted model, not a curated record. Gene Ontology annotation, biological process: recognition of pollen; protein phosphorylation. Gene Ontology annotation, molecular function: protein serine/threonine kinase activity; ATP binding. Bases 19 to 2742 code for a protein of 907 amino acids.